Bombyx mandarina (wild silkworm) is the source of this 2932-nucleotide messenger RNA. RefSeq lists its product as uncharacterized. NCBI's taxonomy places the organism in Eukaryota, Metazoa, Arthropoda, Insecta, Lepidoptera, Bombycidae. The record is from RefSeq and is a predicted model, not a curated record.
CCACCAUUUUACUGAGAUUAUAUUUCAUCCCAUAUCAUCUCAUCUCAUUUCUGUCUGUACUAUUAUAAAAAUAUUAUAAAGGUCUUUGUAAAAUUUGGGACUUCAUAGGCGUGAUUUUACUGACAGCUAUCGCAAAGAUCAAUCUAGCUACCCAUUUUCUUAAGAAGUAGGUACGGUAGGUACCUAUUACCUAUCUAUUUAGAAAUACGUACUUCUUGUUUCAUUAAUCUCUUGGCCAGACAAAGGAUGCUUACCCCAUACAGCCAAAAAUUUUGUACCAUUAAACUUAUUCGUUGAAAUUAGGUAAAUGAAAAAAAAUGAAACUCAAUUUAAAUAAGAUCGACAUAAGUACCUCACCAUAGGCGUUGAACACUAUGAAAUGAAAUAAUAAUCUUAGUACAAUCAUAAAAAGUUAUUGAAAAUUCAAUGGGAUUUUUGAAAAAUUCAUGUAUACAUUAGUAUGCUUUUAUAGAUGCUAAAUAGUCAUUAAUACAUUAUUAAUAUACAUGUAAAUUAACAAAAUAAUCCACUUUAACAACUUGAUACCCCGAAAAUCUGCCAAAACUUCUGAAAAUAGACUCCUGAAAUAUAUUUUUAUUAGUUAUUACAAUUACGGCAUAAAACAAGAGCUGAAUAUUAAUAACACUUUAUUUUUCAAGAUCUAAGUCUGAGCAAUAUAUUUGGCUGAUAAAUAAUCUUUAAAAAGUAGGUACGCAACGUAGGUAGCGUAACGAAAGAACAUCGAAGAUAGCGCACACUGGGUUGCCAUUACCCUGCCACUGAGUUUUCAUUAAGAACUUAGUACGGUACAUUUAAAGUUACAAAACUCCUCAUAAAGCCAACACAUCAAUACGCAACUGUCACCCAGCAUCAUAUUUUAUAUAAGUUCAGCGUGUGACCGUUGCUGUAACUAUAAAAUAAUAUGUUUAAUCUAAAAACUGGAUCUGCAUUUAUGUCGUACAGAAAAAAAAAAAAUCUUUAUUAAAUUGCCAUAAAGUUUUGUUUGUUAAUAAUCAAUUAAGUAUAUAUUAAUGUAUCCUCUCAAUAGAACGUUACAUUUACGUUUCUCCAUAACAGCGAUAACACUGAGAUGAUAAGCUUAUCUUUUUCCAUUAAGUACGUAGGAAGUUGAUACUUUAUUUAUGUAGGAUCGCUAUUUGAUGUCACAAAGAAAGUUUUAAAAAGUCCAAAACAAAAAGAUUUUUCUAAAAAAUGCAUAUGAAACCGGAAAGAUCUAUCAGUACAUCAUACUACAGUACAAAUUAUCAAUAUACAUACGUCAACAAAGAUGAAGAUCGAGAUAAAAUGCGUGGUAGUCGUAGGGUAGUGAUUUUUUGCUUAUUGACUACGCUGCUACCUACAACGCUGAUAGUGAUCCCUUUAUAUUUAAGAAAUAUUAAAUAUGCUGAUGUUAUGUAUCGCAUAUCAGAUUCUGAUGUAAUACAAAUACACAAAGGACAAUCUUCAGUUUUCUGUGAGAAACACACACUACAAAUGAAUACUUCUUUUAAUGCUUUUCAAAUGAGUGGCAUACCGGAACUUUCAGAGAAAAGAAAGCACAUUCGACUGAAAAAAUCAAUGACUCUGCCAGAUGACACUUUGGAAUACUGGGGUUUUUAUCUGUUAAAAGGCGCCACAGUAGAACUCAAGGCCUGUUCAAGAUAUGAUGGCUCAAAAAUCUUAGUUGUAAAAGGUGACAGAAUACUGAAUACAUGUGGUAUUUUAGACAGACGAAAAUUUAAGAAAGAACCUUCAUUAGCCGAAAAUCAAGGAACUGUACUGGUAACAUUACAAAAUCCUAAUAACAAAAAGGAGAGCGAAAUUUAUGCCAGAAGUACUCACCGUGAAAAGGCCAAGGAUCCGUUGGACGAAGACAUACAAACAAAACCUAAAUUUGAAAAUAUUUACUUGAAAUCACAAUUUACAUCAGGCACAAAUAAAAAGCAGCAAAAAAGAGAUACACGCACCAAAUUGCAUAAUCCUAAUACUAUUCUUGAUACAGGAGUACAUCACGGCGGGAAUGCGUUUAACAGUACUGUCAAGCCAGACAAUAGUGCUGUAUCCAGUUUUGAGAUAAAUUUAUACGAUUGCUACCAAGAUAAUAUAUUGAUGAAUGAAUAUUUUCCCUUUUCAAUUCAGUGUAAUAGUACAAACUAUUUGGAAGAGACUACAAUUUUAAAAGUUAUUCAUGAAGUGUUAGUGGAUGGAUAUUACUAUUACAUGUUUUAUAGUGAUAACGAUAUUGUAUUUAACGACAUUCAUGCAAUUUUUGACAUUUAUAAGCCUACAUUCCAAUAUGUCAAUAACUCUAGUUCCAAAAUGUGCAUCAAUAAAACAAGAUGUGAAUUUGAUAUAGGGUUUUUUAGUGACGAACUUGUUAUUGUAGAAGUGCCAACAAAAGGCGGAUUGCGGAACGAUGAGGACGAUACGUCUGUUCUAAUUUCCGUUUGUCUUCCCAGAAAAUCCGUUUACAUAUUUUUCCCCAUUGCUGUUCUUCUUCUGAUACUACUUUUUGCAUUUUUAUGAUACAUAAUUAAAGCUAUGCUUCAUGUGGCAAUAGUUACAAUGAAUAUUUCAAGAGGUGAUAUUAAUUUAUUGAUAGUAUUAAUAUUCACAUAAUUUUUGAACAUUGUAUUUCUUCUAAAAGUGAAAGCUAAAUAUUAUAAUAAUUUUUUUUUAGAAGACUUUGUUACUUCUAAUAUUUCCCCAUCAGUUAUUUGUGACCAUGUUUUAAGAAUAUAUGAUUGUUGCUCUAUAAUGACUUGUUAAUAAAUAUGAAAUUCCCUAAAUACAAUUUUAAUUACUUGAUUAUUGCAUUUUUUCAGAUCUGAGAAAAUUUAAUGUAUAAUUAUUUGUUGGAACCACAAUAUGUAACCAAUAUUAUUUAUCUCUGUCAAAAAUAAUUAACAUUUUAAACAAAAUUUAUUCGAAA